Messenger RNA from Plectropomus leopardus (leopard coralgrouper), 262 nucleotides. Lineage: Eukaryota; Metazoa; Chordata; Actinopteri; Perciformes; Serranidae. The record is from RefSeq and is a predicted model, not a curated record.
GUUAAAAGAACUGAAUGAGACACAUCGGAAGGUGGAGCACGAGAUCAAAAUCGCAGUAUUUACUCUUAUUAAUGAGAUCAACAAGAAGGGCAAGUCUCUGCUGCAGCAGUUGGAGAAUGUGACCAAAGAACGCAGUUUGAGGCUUGUGUCUCAGCAUAAGGAUACCACCCACAUGGCCCAACAGAUCCACCAUGUGCUCAACUUCUGCCACUGGGCCAUCACUACCGGUAGCAGCACGGCGCUGCUCUACAGCAAGAGGCUG